CGCCUUUAGAUGAAAGUUCACUUACCGCCGCUUGGGAAUUAUCUGCCAUCGCCGACAUGCCGUCCAAGCCUGCCCCGAUCAAGAAGGCCGCGAAAGCACCCAAGAAGGUGGCGGAACCGGCCCCAGAGCCAGCGGUAGUCCCGGAAGCCGCCCCGGUCGAGGCCCCACCAGCCGAGCCUGCCCCCGCCGAAGCUGCUCCGCUCCCCGCUGACGUCGAGGCCGCACCUGCCGGAGCUGCUUCCCCGCAGGAGGGUGAGGGUGAGGCCGCAGCUGCUGCCCCGCCGGCCGACGGGGAGGACGCGGCGCCGGCUGACGGUAACUUGAGUGAUGAUGGAACUGAAGCUGCUGAGGCCGCCGAGCCUGAAGAACCUAAAGCACCUUCACCUCCGCCACCUCCACCCAAAGAGCCGACCAGCGCCCCUGUAGAUCUGUUUGUGGAGGACAAGAACGACACCUCAGUGUCCAUCAUCUGGAGCCAGCCGGAGGUCAUCGGACUGUCAGGCCUGGAUGGGUACAUCAUCGAGACCUGCAAGGAUGCAACUGAGGACUGGAAGGCUGUCAACGAAGAUCUGCAGAAGUCCUGCCGGUACGCCAUCAAGAACCAGACCACUGGGGACCGCCUAAAGAUCCGCGUGGUGGCCGUGAACGCCGGCGGACGCAGCCCGCCCGUUGCCCUCCCCGAGGCGGUGCUGGUGAAGGAGGUCGCCAAUCGCCCCAAGGUCCGCUUGCCUCGUUUCCUGCGGCAGAGAUACGUGGCUUACGUCGGGGACAAGAUCAACCUAACCCUGCCUUUCACCGGCAAGCCCAAGCCCGUGGUCAGCUGGACCAAGAACGGGCAGUCUUUAGACCCAAAGAGGGUGAUUAUCCGCAGCACGGAAAGGGACAGCAUCCUCUUCAUCCGCGCGUCCGAGAGAGAGGACUCUGGUGUGUACGAGAUGUGUGUGAAGGUGGAGGACUUUGAGGACAAGGCUUCACUCACCCUUCAGAUUGUUGAGCUGCCAGGACCCCCCGCCAGCUUGAAGAUCGUGGACACAUGGGGCUUCAACGUGGCCCUGGAGUGGACCGCGCCCAAAGACAACGGCAACACAGAAAUCACGGGCUACACCAUCCAGAAGGCCGACAAGAAGACUGGAGACUGGUUCACUGUGCUGGAACACUACAACAGGCUCAACGCCACCAUCUCUGACCUCAUCAUGGGCAACACCUACAAGUUCCGAGGGUUUUCCGAGAACAAGUGCGGUAUCAGCGAGGAGUCCGCCGUCACCAAAGACGAGGCGACGAUCCUCAAGACAGGAAUCGACUACCACGCUCCCGAGUACAAGGAGCACGACUUCACCGAGGCGCCCAAGUUCACCACGUCUCUGGCCAACCGGGCCACCACAGUGGGCUACAGCACCAAGCUGCUGUGCUCCGUCAGGGGGUUCCCCAAGCCCAAGAUCGAAUGGCUCAAGAACCAGAUGAUCAUCGGAGAAGACCCCAAAUUCAGGCAGAUCUGCGUCCAGGGUAUCUGCUCCCUGGAGAUCCGCAAACCGGUUAGCUUUGACGGCGGCGUGUACACGUGCAGGGCCAAGAACCACCACGGCGAGGUCACCAUCAGCUGCAAGUUGGAGGUCAGACAGCCGGUGAUUGCAGAGGCGGACAAGAAGAAGUAGGGCGUCAGAUUCUUUCACGCAGGCGGCGAGGCCUGGCAGCAUAAGGAAGAUGCUGGAAGAGCAUGUACAUACUGGCUGAUGACCACACACUCCACCAAACCCUAAGCUCCACAUUGACAUGUUUGUAUCAAUUUCAUUUGUGCUUUUUGUGUUUUCUGUAAAUGAACAUCACAAGUUGACGGCUAUGCAAAAAGGCUAAUAAGUCAAGUAGGACUAGAGAAUAGUCGUGUAAGAAACCAAAAGUCAACAAGUGGUCAGAACAUGAAGGACCAGCGAAGGAAUAAGUCGUCUGUUGCAGAAAACUACUUGAAAUAAACAAUGUCUGAAUGA
Nerophis lumbriciformis (worm pipefish) is the source of this 1982-nucleotide messenger RNA. RefSeq names its product myosin binding protein Hb (gene mybphb). The record is from RefSeq and is a predicted model, not a curated record. Gene Ontology annotation, molecular function: protein binding. NCBI's taxonomy places the organism in Eukaryota, Metazoa, Chordata, Actinopteri, Syngnathiformes, Syngnathidae.